Fragaria vesca subsp. vesca is the source of this 1461-nucleotide messenger RNA. RefSeq names its product fructokinase-1-like. The record is from RefSeq and is a predicted model, not a curated record. The transcript is spliced from 7 exons. Bases 158 to 1234 code for a protein of 358 amino acids. Gene Ontology annotation, molecular function: fructokinase activity. Gene Ontology annotation, cellular component: cytosol. NCBI's taxonomy places the organism in Eukaryota, Viridiplantae, Streptophyta, Magnoliopsida, Rosales, Rosaceae. Gene Ontology annotation, biological process: fructose metabolic process.
AAGAUCGCAAAUUUAGUAUUUACCUUCUUUAAGCUUCACCAUUUGUCUUCUUCCUUCCCUUCUCUCUUUAUUAACCAAACUACUACACGAAGCCGCCAAACCAAUUUCUUGAGAAACACUCUGUUUUCUCUGUUUCAAUUCCAAUUCCAUUGCUCUAAUGGCUUCUACUCCCAACUCAGUUCUUGAUGAUAUCAAAAUGUUGGAUUUGGCUAAAAAUUCUGAAACUCCGUCCGCAGAUCCAGAAAUAAAAGAUAACAAAUCGAUGGUUGUUUGCUUUGGGGAAAUGCUGAUUGACUUUGUGCCAACUGUCGCUGGAGUUUCACUUGCUGAAGCACCUGCUUUCAAAAAAGCUCCCGGUGGCGCUCCUGCUAAUGUGGCUGUUGGUAUCUCUAGACUCGGUGGUUCAGCAGCUUUUAUAGGCAAGGUAGGUGACGAUGAGUUUGGCAAGAUGUUGGCUGAUAUUUUAAAACAAAAUAAUGUUAACACCUCUGGCGUGCGAUUUGACCACAAUGCAAGAACUGCAUUGGCAUUUGUAACACUCAGAGCUGAUGGUGAGCGCGAAUUCUUAUUUUUCCGUAAUCCAAGUGCUGAUAUGCUUUUACAUGAGUCAGAACUUGAAAUAAGUCUUCUUCAACAGGCAAAAAUUUUCCAUUAUGGUUCAAUUAGUUUGAUUGAGGAACCAUGCAGGUCAACCCAUCAAGCUGCGAUGAACAUAGCCAAGAAGUCUGGUUGCAUCCUUUCUUAUGAUCCCAAUUUGCGAUUGGCAUUGUGGCCAUCAGCAGAGUUUGCACGGACAGAAAUAAUGAGCAUAUGGGAUCAAGCAGAUAUUAUCAAGAUAAGCGAGGAGGAAAUAACUUUCCUGACUGGUGGUGAUGAUCCUUAUGAUGAUAAUGUGGUGUUAACAAAGCUUUUUCAUCCUAAUCUUAAACUUUUGAUAGUAACCGAAGGAUCAGAGGGUUGCAGAUAUUACACACAAAAUUUCAGGGGCCGUGUUGCGGGGAUCAAAGUAAAAGCCAUUGAUACAACUGGUGCUGGUGAUGCAUUUGUCGGUGGGAUACUCAACAGCAUAGCUUCUGAUUCGAAUCUUUUUCAGGAUGAGGAAGGGUUACGAGAAGCUCUACUUUUCGCAAAUGCCUGCGGCGCAAUCACAGUAACAGAACGAGGAGCCAUUCCUGCAAUGCCGACAACAGAAGCCGUCCUCCAGUUUUUAGCUCAAAACGCUGAUAAAAAGUAGAGACAAGACACCAUUCCUAACUCAUGCAGUCAUGCAUCAAGCUAAAGCUUGUAUAAUUUAUUUUCCCUGUUGAGAUAUCCUCGAGCUCUUCGCUCCACAAAUCCUCCCAUAAAUUUUCAAUCUCCCUUCCAAUGUACCAUAGUGGAUAUAAACACUGCCAAUAAUUCUCAAGUCACUUUUGUGAAUGAAUUUUGUUCUUUUUUCUUAGUGCAAUAUAAUUUAUCGUC